GUAGUCUCCCUUUCUGGCAGAGGAAGGGGAACGGGGAAAACAGGGUAUAGUGUUAAAUGGACUACAAUUCCCAGAGGUGACCGCGGCACGAAGGCGGGGUUAGGCAGGCAGACGGACGUGUCUUGUGACAAAUUGGGGGAAAGGGAUCCUCUUUCUGUUGCAGAAAUGGCUUAUGUUAAAAGUGGAUGGCUGCUUCGGCAAAGUACUAUUUUAAAGCGAUGGAAGAACAACUGGUUUGACCUGUGGUCCAAUGGCCAGCUCGUCUACUAUGACGAUCAGAUGCGAGAAGACAUGGAAGAUAAGAUCCAUUUAAGAAUAGACUGUAUUAACAUUCGAUCUGGAUCAGAGUGUAGAGAUUUCCAGCCUCCUGAAGGAAAGCCUCGAGACUGCUUACUUCAGAUUCUGUGCAGGGAUGAGAGAACUAUCAACCUUUGUGCUGAAAGUGCUGAUGAUUGCCUGGCCUGGAAACUUGCACUUCAGGAGGCACGGACAAACACAAGCCUUGCUCCCGAAAUUGCCUUGGAUGAUGUUGCUUACGCCUCUGCUCCCCCACCUUAUACAAGUUACCCUGCAGCACCAGCGCAGGUUUACAGUUAUGAUUCAUAUAGUGGUACUUAUACUGCUCAGCCACCAACUGCUUCACAGCAAGUAGUCUACACAUCCAAUGGACAGCCUUACGCAGUGACCUAUCAGUAUCCCUAUAAUGGUCCUUACCCACCACCGACCAAUCACGUGAUUAUUGAAGACCGGCGGCGUGAUGAUGGUGACCUUGCUCUGGGCAUGGUGGCAGGUGCUGCCACUGGCAUGGCACUGGGCUCACUGUUCUGGGCAUUCUAGAACUCUGGACAGCUGAGUUCUUCUGCUACUUACAUUGCCUUCACUUUCCUGGUAGACUUCCUCCAUGCAGUUUACACCUUACCUCAAGUCCAUAUCACUUACUGCACUCAUACAAUUGCUUUGUUACUAUAUGAUACUUUUAAUCUUAUUAAAGCAAAUUCUGCAAUCUUGAGUGACCUGUCUGAGCAAAAUUAAGUCGUGUGUCUGUUUAUGUCAAAAAAUAGCAAAAUUUAAAAUUAACUUACUUUUAGUCAUGGCUUUCUUGAAAUGUCAAUGCGUUUCUCAAAUUCUAAUUUUAUAACUUCAAGAAUUAUUUUGAACAUGAAUGUGAGAUAAGAGAGUGUUGGAGUGGAGUUGGUAUACUGUCAUGGGUUGGUUUUUGAGUUCAGUCCAGGAUAUUGAGAUUAAAUUUUUUCAUACUUAUCAUCUCUACUCUUUUGACGUGCGGAUUGAAUUGUAGUGCACAUUCGGCUGAAUCUGGGUCUUUCAUAUCAAGUGGGCGAGUUAGUUCCUACUCAACUCACUUUCAGGUGUGACUAGGAAAAUGUAAUUUCAAGCUGUUAUCAGUCUGCUUAGCAACCAGUUAACGAGGGUGCUCUGCUGGUGUAUUGAGAAGUUACUGCCUUGGUUGCAACAUAGAUUUACAAGUGUCAUCGGGUUUUUGUCUCAAAAAAAAGACCCUUUAGGUUAGGGUUGAUCUCUAUAUUUGCAAAAUUACUCUAGACACCAAAUUUAGAUAUUCUUCAUUAGUUGCUAACAAUGGGGGAAAGAAGUCCCAGUAAAUUGCACCCCAACUGUGUAUACCGUGGAUAGGCCAACAUACAAGGAAUGUGAGAGGCAAAAUGUGCAAAUUGUCCACAUUCUUCUUUAUUGCUGUUUCCCAUCCCAAAGUUAAUAUGCUGAUUUACCCAAGAGAAGUUGAGGAAAGAACAGCCAGUCUGAUGAAAGCCAUCACCAUUACUGAACUCUCUCCUAUUUGGUACGUAAUUGAAUGUCCUGAAUGUUUGUGCCUCUAUUGAGGCCAUGCAUUUCUCACUAAAUAAUAAAGAUCUCAUCUGCAUACACUUCCUAUUCACCAGGACAGAUUAAUAAUUUGUACUCUGACUCAACCACAAUAGAGGAUGCAAAAACAGAAUGGAGAAUUCUCUCUGCACAAAUAUCCUAUUGUUCCUGAACUAUUAACUAGUCUUUUCUGUUCAAGGAUCUUAUGUCUAACAUUUUUAGCCCUUACCUGUGUCCUCAGGCAUCAUUUUCCUGACUUGGUUAUAAAUGUUGUUAACUUGUUCUGUUUUGGAAUUUAGAUGCCCACUUGAGCCAACUCCUGGCAAAGUAUUGAGUUCAUACUUCCUAAAUCCUUCCUCAAAAUGUUGUACUCUGGAUCAUUCUCACUGAUUUUCAUAAUACAUUUUUCAUAAUGCAUGCUGGUUUUCCCUUGUGCCAUUGUCACUAAACCUGAAGCCAGUGCUUUGCAUGGUGUCUGACAAGAGCAUCAUAAAGCCUCUCUAUCACUUAUGUCUGAUUGUUCACACUCUCCAUCCCAGUGUUUUAAUUGACUUUUCACUUUGUUCAGCACAUUGCCUCAACAUAGAAAGUGACUUCAAAAAACCUGUCUCUACAUCUAUCCGUUUUUAUCCAGUUUUGGAUGCUUAAAAUGCACAACAUUUUAAAUCAAUAUAAUUUAUAUUUACUCAAAUUAAAUUUCAGCUACCAUUUGCCAAUUUAAUUGCAUUAUAUUUCACUUCUUUAAAAAAGAGCCAUUUCAUGAACCAUUAGAUAAAUGAAUCUCUCUUUCCUUGCUUUCCAGUUUGCAUCCUUGAUAUCCUGUGUCAAAUUGAAGUUUUGUAGGUGUCCAAUGCCUAUCACUUUAAUUGUGUCAGACUGCAAAGGUGAUGUAACCUUUUGAAGUCUGAAAUCAUAUUGUUUUACUUUUUUUCAACUUUCUAUUUUGUACUUCCAGUGUUCAAUUUGAUGCUGUGCAUAUGAAUUCUUCUUAAAUAUACUAAUAUCUCUCUCUUUGUCUAUCCAGCCCUCUGCUAAUAUUCUGGCCACACCAUUACCAUCAAAUGUUAUGUAGCUUUUGUCUCUGACUUGAACCUGACAUGACGAUUUGUAUUUAACUCCGCCUUGAAGGUAAAGAUGCAGUAAAUUUAGAAGCAACUUAGUGGAAAUCAAUGGGGUUGACAUCACUAUUGAAAGAUUAGUGUUAUCCAGACAGAACCGACCUGUGAAUUUAGUGAAGACGAAAUCUGAAUAGGUAGACAUUUAUUUCAUAACUAUGGCUGGGUGCAAGAUUCAGAAAAGAAAUGUUGAAUUGCUUUACCUGUUGCAACUAUUGGAUAUAGUCAGAACAGUCCGUUGUUGAUGGAAAAACUUUUGCACUUUUAGUUGCUGUAACUUACAAUUUCUAAGUCUUAAGCUUCAACUCCAUGCAGUUUGAGAUGGUUUUAUAGACUCCUACAUCAUAGUCUUCACAUGAGCUCUGCAAAGCUAGUCUUCCCCUUCCCACACCUGUACCACUGAAAAAUUUGGUAACCAGUAUUCCGCUGUGCACUCUGCUUCUUCUUUGGGGUAAUCAGAUGUUCGAGCCAAGUGUUUUUAAAAAUUGAAGGAAACUGACUGUGGGCAAAGCACUUCAGUAAAAGACUAGACAAAAAAAUUGCUUGGAAUCAACUUGUGUCUCUAAGCUUUGUCUGAACUUCAAACUGCUCCUGGCUAAUCAGGUGUGCCUUUUUCUUAAACUCUGAAGACUGCUUUUUUUUUGUUGUUGCAGUGAAUUGUUUAUCUGUGCUAGCCUGGAAAUUCCAACUUGUUGAUAGACCAGCAUAAAUACAGCCAAGGUUUUGAGUUUUAGCUAAUAGUGGGCAAUAUCGCCUGUCUCUGCCUUUUGGGUUUAUCAACUGCUGGAUCUUGAGUUUACCUUGGACUGUUAUGAUGAUGUCAUCAAUAAGGAAGGAACCAAGACAGUGCCUGUCCCCUUCACAUGACUCUUCCACUAAAUUCUGCUUGCCAUUCUUUCCUCGGACCUCAUUUUGUAUUUGCCUCUCUCGAAACCAACAGGAAAACCUACCUUUUGGACGCAUAAUAAUGAGGAAGUGUGGAAGGUGGGUUGAUGGUGUUUUAUUGUCUGCAAUAAAUGAGCAGUUGAGUAGAAGCAGUGUUUUUAUUUUUGGGGAGGUUAAAAAGAGUACACAUGGUGAUCAGUCUGAAGUUCAUCCUCCAGUCAGUUUUCUUAAUUAAAAGAGGUUGCUUAAGGUUUUUUCUCUCAAUGAUUUCCUGACUAAUUAUAAGUUCUGUUAGAUAUGUGACCCCCACAUCUUAACUAUUAGAACAACUACAUUAUCCAAUGUGCUUUGUCUUAUUCAGCAGACUAAUGACAUUGACCAAUCAGAUCGGCUUUUUAGCCCAUUUACAAUUAAGUCUCUGUCCAGAAACGACAGACCUUGGGGGAGAAAAAAAUGGCUGAAGGGGGGGAAGCAGUGAGUUGUAAGCAAUAAGUUGUUGACCUCAACAAAUAGGGUGGACAAGAGAAUGUAAACAGAGGAGAAUGCAGUGGGAAGGUGAGGCAAGUGCUGAAAGUUGAUGAGAAUUUUGGUUUUGAAAAUGGAAGCGAUACAAUGAAGUGACACUGUGUACAAUUCAGCGGUUGAAAUGAAUUGCUAUUUUGUAGCCCUGUUGAAUGCACACUGCAGUCGUCUACACUUUUUUAUUCCCUCUGAUCUCUAUUCUCUCUAUGCUUCUCUCUUUGGAUCCAUUUUCUGUGUUUUUGCACUAAUUGUUGGAGAUGUGUCCUCUGCUGUGAAAUUGUGCAAUUUCUGUGUGUGCAGAUGUUACCUUUAUAAUUCUUGUUGAUUACUAUGAUUAAUGAUCAGUGCAAUAACGCUUCUAGAAAUGUUCUGUCAAAAGUAGUUGAGUCGGUUGUAUUUCUGUGAUCAAUAUUGCUGAUUUAUAUCAUAAAACUUUGUUUCUGUGGAAUGAGAUUGUGUACUUAAAUAAACCGAUUUAAUUGUA
Messenger RNA from Chiloscyllium plagiosum (whitespotted bambooshark), 4845 nucleotides. It is a transcript of the gene plekhb2, whose product is annotated as pleckstrin homology domain containing B2. Gene Ontology annotation, cellular component: membrane. Gene Ontology annotation, biological process: regulation of cell differentiation. The record is from RefSeq and is a predicted model, not a curated record. NCBI's taxonomy places the organism in Eukaryota, Metazoa, Chordata, Chondrichthyes, Orectolobiformes, Hemiscylliidae.